Messenger RNA from Chiloscyllium plagiosum (whitespotted bambooshark), 2001 nucleotides. The record is from RefSeq and is a predicted model, not a curated record. NCBI's taxonomy places the organism in Eukaryota, Metazoa, Chordata, Chondrichthyes, Orectolobiformes, Hemiscylliidae.
GUGGAUUUCAGCUAUGAAGUUUCUCGAUCAUUGUCUGCUUGUCAGGGUGUACUGUUGAUAGUGGAUGCCAAUGAGGGUAUUCAAGCACAGACUGUGGCAAACUUCUUUCUUGCUUUUGAAUCACAGCUAAUGAUAAUCCCAGUAAUAAACAAGAUUGAUCUCAAGCAUGCUGAACCUGACAGAGUUGCAAAACAGAUUGAAAAGGUCUUUGAUAUUCCUAAAGAUGAAUGCAUUCAGAUUUCAGCCAAGCUGGGGACAAAUGUAGAUCAAGUUUUAGAAAAAGUUGUUGAAAAAAUUCCUCCGCCACGUGCAAAACUUUCAGAUCCAUUGCGAGCUUUGGUGUUUGAUUCCACUUAUGACCACUACAGAGGAGUUAUAGCCAGCAUUGCACUGUUUGAUGGAUGGGUGCAAAAGGGGGACAAAAUAAUGUCAUCGUACACAAAGAAGGUGUAUGAAGUAAAUGAAGUUGGAAUCCUGAGGCCUGAUCAAUAUCCAGUUGAAAAAUUGCAUGCUGGACAAGUGGGCUAUUUGAUUGCUGGAAUGAAGGAGGUGAAGGAGGCACAGAUUGGAGACACCUUUCAUUUACAGAAACAACCUGUGGAGCCACUAGCAGGGUUCAAACCUGCUAAACCAAUGGUCUUUGCAGGAAUGUACCCCAUUGACCAAUCUGAAUAUACCAACUUGAGAAAAGCUGUGGAGAAGCUAACACUAAACGAUUCUAGUGUGACAGUUCAUCGGGAUAGCAGCCCAGCCCUUGGAGCUGGCUGGAGGUUGGGUUUUCUCGGACUUCUGCACAUGGAGGUAUUCAAUCAACGCUUGGAACAAGAGUAUAAUGCAUCAGUUAUUCUUACUGCUCCUACUGUUCCAUACAAGGCAGUUCUGUCAUCAAGCAAAUUAAUCAAGAGUCGGAGAGCAGUUCAGAAGAAUAUGGUUUAUAUUGAUGAUCACAGACUUAUGAUGCAAUACCUUUUUCCACUAAAUGAAAUUGUGGUGGAUUUCUAUGACAGCCUAAAAUCUCUCUCUUCAGGAUAUGCCAGUUUUGACUAUGAAGAUGCAGGAUACCAAGUGGCUGAUCUGAUUAAAAUGGACAUUUAUCUAAAUGGAAAGUGCGUGGAGGAACUUGCGACAAUUGUGCACAGGGAAAAGGCUUAUUCUACUGGUAAAGCAAUAGCAGAACGUUUAAAAGACACAAUACCUCAGCAACUUUUUGAAAUAGCCAUCCAGGCAGCAAUAGGCAGCAAGGUUAUAGCAAGAGAAACUAUUAAAGCAGUGAGGAAGAAUGUAUUAGCAAAAUGUUAUGGUGGGGACAUAACCCGUAAAAUGAAACUUCUGAAGAGGCAAGCUGAAGGAAAGAGAAGGAUGAGAAAAAUUGGCAAUGUGGAGAUACCAAAAGAUGCUUUUAUAAAUGUACUAAAGAGACAAAAGGACAAAUAGAGUAAAAUGUAAAUAGAGAACCCAUUCCUUUCUGUUUAAACCUGGAUAUUUAUCUCACUGUUAUUUGAAAUAUGUCAUUGAUGUAGAUAGCUAAACUCAUCCAUCAUUGCACUGAAGAAAUAGAAAUUUAGAAUAUUUUGACAUGGUAAGCUGUAUAUAAAUGCAAGUAUAUCACUAUGUGAUAUUCUUAGAACAAUGCAGUCAGCCUCAAUAAUCACUAAGAACUCUAACUGGAAAUGAAGUCUUCAUGGAUUAUCCCUUUACUUACAGUUAAAACUUUUGUUUGGCUCAUUGCUGAAAACUGCUAUUGUUAAUAGCUCUUGAGUUCUGUGAAUUAUUUUCAUCAUUCUCCACAAGAGUGGAUCAAUACAAUGAAGUUAUGUUGAAUGGCUUAUUAUUAAUUACCUGAUGUUUAUUUUUGCAAAAGUUUUUUUUGUCAAAUGAAUCAAUUUUAAAGUGAGAUAUAUAGUUUCAAUAAACAAUUCUAAACCUACUGCAUUCCUUUUGUUUUUGAAAUCUGCACAUUGUAUCUGUAUGGCAAGUUAUUCUAAAAAAUGAUCAACAAAG